Messenger RNA from Pseudophryne corroboree (corroboree frog), 3000 nucleotides. RefSeq names its product G protein pathway suppressor 2 (gene GPS2). NCBI's taxonomy places the organism in Eukaryota, Metazoa, Chordata, Amphibia, Anura, Myobatrachidae. The transcript has 12 exons. Gene Ontology annotation, biological process: regulation of transcription by RNA polymerase II. Gene Ontology annotation, cellular component: transcription regulator complex. Bases 156 to 1277 code for a protein of 373 amino acids. The record is from RefSeq and is a predicted model, not a curated record. Gene Ontology annotation, molecular function: transcription coregulator activity.
CCUGAUGUCACAUCCGGGUCCUUGUCACGAAGGGGAAAUAGACUCGGCCCUCCGGGAAGGGAAGUGUCAUGGAGAAACCGUGAGAGACCGGAAGAGGCCGAUUCCCGCUCCCAGCCCAGGUGUCAUCAACAAAAGUUAUAACCCUGCCGCUCACCAUGCCGGCUCUUCUGGAAAGACCCAAACUGUCCAACACCAUGGCCCGAGCCCUUCACAGACAUGUAAUGAUGGAGAGAGAACGCAAGAGGCAGGGUGAGUGCUCCAAAGCUAAAGGUGCAGAAGUGGAGAGGCUGAGACCAGAGGAGGAAGAGGUGGAUAAGAUGAUGGAACAGAAGCUGAGGGAUGAACAAGAGAGGAGAAGGAAGAAGGAGAUGGAGGAGCGGAUGUCCCUGGAGGAGACGCGGGAGCAGAUCAUGAAGCUCCAGGAGAAGCUGAAUAAAUUGCAGGAAGAGAAGCACCAGCUGUUUCUCCAGCUGAAGAAGGUUCUUCAUGAGGAGGAGAAGCGGAGGAGGAAGGAGCAGAAUGACCUCACCACAUUGACGUCUGCCGCUUAUCAGCAGGGCAUGGUGAUGCAUACAGGAACCCACCUCAUUAACAUGCAAGGGAGCCCCGGUGGGCACUCUCGGCACAGCUCUCUUAUGGCAGAUCGGGCCAAGCAGAUGUUCGGCCCACCAGUGAUAACGGGCCGUCAUUACACAUCACAGCCGUCCUACAGCCCAACAGCAGCAGAGCAUGGUCAGUACCAAACCAGCCAAUCCGGUCACAGCCCUUAUACAGUCAGCCAAUCACAGCACAGCUUUGGGGCAGGUCAGGCUGGACCUGUGAACUACACUGGGAGCCAGCCAAUCCGAGGUCCCUCCGCUUUCCCGAGCAUGCAGUAUCUGUCUCAUCAGCAGCCGGGCUACACGGUGCACAGCCAUUACACAGGCGCUCACGCAGGGUUCAUGACUCAAAGCAGCGGUAUCCCUCUCCAGAAGCAACUGGAGCACGCCAAUCAGCAGUCUGGAUUCACCGAUUCCUCUACUCUGCGACCCAUGCACCCGCAGGCUCUGCACCCCACCCAGACCCUCCUCACUGCUCCGCAGAUAGCGGUUCCUAUGCAGCCCACCAAGUCUGCCUUGUCUUACUCCCACCCCUCGCGCUCUGCCUCACCAGGAGGAUACCCCCACGGGACUCCCCCUCAGCAGGCUCAUAUGUCCGGAUUCCAGGCAUCCCCCCAGCAAACGCCUCGGCUUCCCUUCAUGCAGCAUGGACAGAACCAGCGAUUCUACCACAAAUAGUCACCAAGACAUAACGCCCUACGUCGCUGUGACUGUGCAACCCCCAUCCUCAUGUUACCCUCACAACACGUCCGUGUACCCCCCCCCAUGUUACCCUCACAACACGUCCGUGUACCCACCCUCAUUUUAACAUAUCAACACACACUUCUCCCUAGUUUCAUUUUAAUAUCACGCAGACACUUCACCCCACCCUUAUUUUAACAUAACAUAGGCUUUUUACCCCACCCUCAUUUUAACAUAACAUAGGCUUUUUACCCCCACCCUCAUUUUAACGUAACGCGGACCCUUCACCCUCAUUUUAACAUAGCGCUGACCUUUCACCCCCACCCUCAUUUUAACAUAACAUAGGCCCUUUACCCCCACCCUCAUUUUAACAUAACGCAGACCCUUCACCCUUAUUUUAACAUAACGCUGACCCUUCACACCCCAUCUUUAGUUACUCUUACAAUGCAGGCCCUUUUUACCCCAACAUCUUCAUUUUAACCUGACAACUAAAAACCCUUCUACCUACCUACUCACUGUAACCUGACAGCGCAGACCCUUCCCCAUCCUCACUGUAACCUGACAGCGCAGACCCUUCCCCCAUCCUCACUGUAACCUGACAGUGCAGACCCUUCCCCCAUCCUCACUGUAACCUGACAGCGCAGACCCUUCCCCCAUCCUCACUGUAACCUGACAGCGCAGACACUUCCCCCAUCCUCACUGUAACCUGACAGCGCAGACACUUCCCCCAUCCUCACCGUAACCUGACAGCGCAGACCCUUCCCCCAUCCUCACUGUAACCUGACAGCGCAGACCCUUCCCCCAUCCUCACUGUAACCUGACAGCGCAGACCCUUCCCCCAUCCUCACUGUAACCUGACAGCGCAGACCCUUCCCCGUCCUGACUGUAACCUGACAGCGCAGACCCUUCCCCGUCCUGACUGUAACCUGACAGCGCAGACCCUUCCCCGUCCUGACUGUAACCUGACAGCGCAGACCCUUCCCCGUCCUGACUGUAACCUGACAGCGCAGACCCUUCCCCGUCCUGACUGUAACCUGACAGCGCAGACCCUUCCCCCGUCCUCACUGUAACCUGACAGCGCAGACCCUUCCCCCGUCCUCACUGUAACCUGACAGCGCAGACCCUUCCCCCGUCCUCACUGUAACCUGACAGCGCAGACCCUUCCCCCGUCCUCACUGUAACCUGACAGCGCAGACCCUUCCCCCGUCCUCACUGUAACCUGACAGCGCAGACCCUUCCCCCAUCCUCACUGUAACCUGACAGCGCAGACCCUUCCCCCAUCCUCACUGUAACCUGACAGCGCAGACCCUUCCCCCAUCCUCACUGUAACCUGACAGCGCAGACCCUUCCCCCAUCCUCACUGUAACCUGACAGCGCAGACCCUUCCCCCAUCCUCACUGUAACCUGACAGCGCAGACCCUUCCCCGUCCUCACUGUAACCUGACAGCGCAGACCCUUCCCCGUCCUCACUGUAACCUGACAGCGCAGACCCUUCCCCGUCCUCACUGUAACCUGGCAACACCCACCCAUCUCCCCACCCUCGUACUAACCUCAUUCAUCGCAGUUCAUCCUCUCCUGUAAAUAGUGACGUGUGCUGGGAAGGAUCCGUGUUUCGGAUACAUUAUACGUACCGGGAAUAUGUUUCUUGCCACUUCUGCAGCAUCGUGAAAGCAAUUUGUGACUUCUCGCUGUUAACAGUAAAACUUACGUCUCACAAAAA